Molecule: messenger RNA, 5612 nt
Organism: Musca vetustissima
Lineage: Eukaryota; Metazoa; Arthropoda; Insecta; Diptera; Muscidae
Product: glucose transporter type 1-like
Exons: 18
Coding region: 119-5578 (1819 amino acids)
Biological process (GO): monosaccharide transmembrane transport
Cellular component (GO): membrane
Molecular function (GO): hexose transmembrane transporter activity
Source: RefSeq, a predicted model, not a curated record
AAAUUUUCAUAUCACCACUAACGGGAAGAGCAGUGGACAUUUAAAUAUUAUUAUUUGUAUAAAAGUUUUAUAACGAUAUGGCCGGUUGCUGUGAUACAACACUGGCCGCAAUUAUGAAAUGGCGCAUAGCGUUGAUAUAUCGAUGAUCUCGCCACCAACAUCGUCUUCCAUAUCCAACGAUCAGGAUCCAUUUGGACAAUUGCCACCGCUGUUACCGCCACUGCGUUCAACACAAGUCUUACAACCUUUAACGGUAUUUCCAGUGUCCAAUUUGAGUGAAGAUUCAUAUGACUAUGUGUUUGGUGGUCGACGCAAGACUCCGCCUUCUACAACAGCACUUAAGUUGACCUCGCCUCCAGUUAGAUUGAGACCCGAGGACGCCUAUACAAAUACACGCAACAGUGGUAGUGGUGGUUUCGCUAGUUCAAAUACAAAUAACGGUAAUACAGCUGGUCGUUUUUAUCGUCAUUCAUUCAGUUAUGUACCAAAACGUUCUCGUCACUCACAAAACGAACGUGAACGAAAUGCAAAUUACGAAUCGAGAUUAAGAUGUCAUGGCGAAGAUGAAGCAACCCUGCGGCAACUGCUACUUGAUUUGCAAAAGCAAGUUAGCGUGAUGAGUAUGAAUCUUUCGGCUAAAUUAGAUGAGCUUCAAAGAGGCGAUCGUCACUUGGAGACAACAGUCGCCUUGUGUGAAAUACGAACACAACUACAGGAAUUAACGAAAUCCGUGGAAAGUUGUCAAAGCGAAGUGUCCGAGGUUAAACGUGACAUGGUUGCGAUUAAACACGAACUGGACACCGUACAACAAGUCAAAGAAGAAAUCGAAGAGCUACGCGAAUAUGUCGACAGAUUAGAAGAGCACACGCACAGAAGGAAGCUAAGACUUUUAGAACAAGUUUGUAGCUUAAAUUAUUUGCCAUGUUGUGGUCUUACCUUUUUCCUAACAUACUCAAUAUUUUCGGCGGUAUUGGGUAUGUUACAGUUCGGUUAUAAUACCGGUGUGAUAAAUGCGCCCGAAAAGAAUAUUGAAAACUUUAUGAAGGAUGUGUACAAAGAUCGUUUUGGCGAGGAUAUCAGUGAAGAAUUCAUACAACAGCUGUACUCGGUGGCGGUGUCAAUAUUUGCCAUUGGUGGUAUGCUGGGCGGUUUCAGUGGCGGUUGGAUGGCAAAUCGCUUCGGAAGAAAGGGUGGUUUAUUAUUAAAUAAUGUGUUGGGUAUAACUGGUGGCUGUUUAAUGGGUUUUACCAAAGUUAGUCAUUCCUAUGAAAUGUUAUUCCUUGGCCGUUUUAUAAUUGGUGUUAAUUGCGGUCUCAAUACAUCAUUAGUGCCAAUGUACAUUUCCGAAAUUGCCCCUCUAAAUUUAAGAGGUGGCCUAGGUACUGUUAAUCAAUUGGCUGUGACUGUAGGUUUACUAUUAUCCCAGGUAUUGGGUAUUGAACAAAUUUUAGGAACCAAUGAUGGCUGGCCCAUUCUAUUGGGUCUGGCCGUGUGUCCUGCAGUUUUACAAUUAAUCUUACUGCCGGUAUGUCCAGAAUCUCCUAGAUAUCUGUUAAUUACCAAACAAUGGGAAGAAGAAGCUAGAAAAGCACUCAGACGUUUACGUGCCUCAAGUACCGUCGAUGAAGACAUCGAAGAAAUGCGUGCCGAAGAGCGUGCCCAACAAUCCGAAAGUCAUAUAUCCACAAUGGAACUGAUAUGUUCGCCCACACUCAGAGCCCCUCUGAUUAUUGGCAUUGUUAUGCAGCUAUCGCAGCAAUUCAGUGGUAUCAAUGCUGUUUUCUAUUACUCAACAUCACUGUUCGUUAGUUCGGGGCUAUCGGAAGAAAGCGCCAAAUUUGCGACAAUAGGCAUUGGUGCUAUCAUGGUGGCAAUGACAUUAGUAUCAAUACCUCUGAUGGAUCGAACCGGUCGUCGUACCCUACAUCUAUACGGCUUGGGUGGCAUGUUUAUAUUCUCGAUAUUCAUAACAAUAUCAUUUUUAAUAAAGGAAAUGAUCGAUUGGAUGUCCUAUCUGUCGGUGGUGUCCACACUGGGCUUUGUGGUCUUCUUUGCGGUGGGUCCCGGCUCAAUACCAUGGAUGAUCACGGCCGAGCUCUUUUCACAAGGUCCAAGACCCAGUGCCAUGGCCAUAGCUGUAUUGGUAAAUUGGAUGGCCAAUUUCGUUGUUGGCAUUGGAUUCCCCAGUAUGAAGACUGCUUUGGAAAAUUAUACAUUCUUACCGUUUAGUGUAUUCUUAGCCAUAUUUUGGAUAUUCACCUACAAGAAGGUUCCUGAGACCAAAAAUAAGACAUUCGAAGAAAUAUUGGCUCUCUUCCGUCAUGGAAAUGGAAGGAGUACGCAAAACUUCACAAAUAAUUCGGAGCCACAGAGCAUGAAUUCGGGCAUCGAACAUGCCGCCCUCAUGGUGUCUGAGGAGAAAACCCAACAUGAUUCACUCUUUGGUCAAACUUCAUUUUCAUUAACGGUUGAAGGCAUGGGUCCAUAUCCGUUAAGUGAUAGCACCAAUCUCUUGGGACCGACAACUAGUUUGGCCCCAAAUGCAUCGUGUUAUACGAAUUACGGUACCAACAUCCAUACACCAGUACCAAUACGAAAAUGUUACUAUGAUUAUCAUUAUGAUCGGGAUAAUUUUCGUCGUCAUUCGGCUCAUGGAAGAAUGUCACCGCCAACAACAACUCAACAACACACCAACUCACCCAGUUUUAUUGUGAACCAAUGUCUACAUUCAAUAAUGUCUGUAAAUAAUGAAAUAUCCAUAAGAGAUGUACAUUCAACGAGCGCUGAACCUACCCAACAACAACAACCACAGCAGCAGUCACAAUCCAAACUACAAAAACAGCAUUCCAGUGAACAGCAACAACAGUCCGAACAACUCCACCAUCAUCACGUACACUAUAGCUAUGAAAAGGAUAUUGUAGGUGAUGAAUCUCAAAUGCAUCCGCACACGCACCACCAGCAGCCAACAUCUAAGCACAACGAGCACUGGCAACAGAGCAACACCAACACUGCGACCACCACCACCUGCACCGCCGACUAUUCACUGCCGUUCAAUCAAAACGAUUCACAAACGCCACAGCAUCGUCAUCAUCAGCACAUGCCACGGAAGCAAUCCUCGGCGCAUGGCCACAGCCACAGUCCACAUCCUAGUCGACAUACCUCGCCGCACAGCCGCCAUACUUCUCCACACAGUCGUCACACUUCGCCACAUAGCCGUCACACCUCUCCACACAGUCGACACACCUCACCGCAUAGUCGUCACACCUCCCCACACAGUCGCCACACCUCUCCGCAUAGUCGCCACACCUCGCCACAUGGCGCCGGACACGGUCAUAGCCACAGUCAUGGCCAUUCCCACUCCUCACCACAUCAAUCGACUCAUCAUCAUUCAUCGCGUGAUCAGCAUCAACACAAUGGUACAGAUGCCACCGAACCAUUUGUUCGCAACAGUGCUUUGAGGGCAUCAGUCAGGAGUACUUCUUCCCACAUGCAUGCUCGUAACCAUUCCCAUCACCACCAUCGCCGACGUAAACCCAUUACAAAUGGAGGAGGUCAUAACAAUGCCGACAUGCAGCAUCACCACGAAAUUCCCGCUCAUUCCACUCUACGCACCCAGAGCACCACGCAUUCAACACACACAUGCACACGUCGCCAUCGCUCUGUAACAGACUUAUCCAAUGCAUCCCUUAAUACCUGUAACGAUCCCACAUGCACCGACCGGGAGGUCCAAGAAAUUUUCGUGCAUAAAUCCUCAGCCUGUUGCUCGGGUUCUAGGCCAGAGCUGGCCCAGUAUUUUGCCGAGGAUCUCUAUGGUACAUCAUCGCGUAGACCAUCGUCGUGCUGUACCUCCUCCGACUAUUGCUAUCAAACCGAUUCGACCAGCCUCUAUGGAUCGCGUUCCUCUCUGAGUCGCAACAAUUCGGUCAAGUCGGCUUCGGUUACUCUGAGAAAAAAGAAAAUCAGCCAACAGCGCCAACCCAGCUAUCACUCGAUCUCCCUGCGGGCUCUUAACGCUGCCGAUUCUCGGCCCGGCAGCAACAUGGGCUCGCUGGCAUCCAUUUUCGAUCGUGCCAAACAAUAUGCCGAAACCGGUGAGAAGCUACACGACUCUGCGUCCAAGGUAACUAUAGAAAGACAAACUUCGAAAGAUGCUUUAAGUAAUGACCUACCUGAAUAUGCUUGUUCUCCCUCCCCGAUAAGGUGGAGCUUCCUGGCUGAUGGUAAAAAUGACAAAGAUGCUGGCGACUCUACGCUAUCCAAAGGCGACACUGCUGAGAGGAAUGGUACCAAAUCAAAGCCACCAGAGCACAAACGAGUCGUAGACAAACCACAUCAUUCCUCCCAGCAAUAUCACUACCAACAACCCAUAAAGCCAGAGCGUGGCCGCAAGGACCACCGUACAUCCGAACAACCACAGAAGCCGCCUAGAUCUCAUUCUCAACACCGCAAAUCAAUUCCUUCAGAUGAGAUGAGGCCAUCUACGUCAACGUCGUCACGAAAAUGCUGUGACAGUCCAUGCAAGUAUGAAGAGUCCACCAUGGUUCAGUUCCAUCAGGAUGCCGAAGCCUUUAACAACUGUUGCAGCAACUAUAUUCAGUGCAACACCUAUCUAGAUCAGGAUCUACAAAUUACCAGUGAGGAUAUACAUCACUAUCUGGCCAAGGGUCAACAGGAUGUUGGCAACAUAUUGAACAACACCAAGACCUACCCCUUUCAGCCAAGCAAUGCCCUCGAAUUUCAGUAUAAAAAUAAUUUUGCCAACAACAACACUGCCACCAAUACCUUGUCUUCGGUGGAGGGGGCAGAGAGCAUGCGCAGCUAUGACAGUCGUUAUAGACGUAACUCCAGCAAGGAGACAAAUCUCAAUCAAAAUACUUCUCAGCCUUUGUCGCCGGCCAACAUCAACCUAUCUUCGAGCACCAAUAAUAUAAACAUCGUAUUUAGCAGUUCCACGGAGCGCAAUGCAAAUGAGGUGAAGUUCAUCAAUACAACAUCGCGCACUGCCACUUCCAUGCUAACAUCGGAUAGUUCGUAUCUGCCAUAUAGUUAUCCCUCGUACGACUACACCAAUAUGUCGGCAAACUCAACCUUCGACAAACCGCUGGGCAUCGAUGAAAUAUCGGCGAACCUGACCAGGGGAGAUGAUGCGAACGGCGGUACGACAUCAUCAAGUCAACAUUCCUCGUCGCUGCAUUCGCCCGAGCCGCGAGGUGUUUCAUUUGAAUCGUUUGAUGCUGCUUCAGGCCACAAUUUGAUUUCAUCGCACCGGGGCAGCUGUCAGUAUUCACCGACAACACCACGUUCCCCAAUAUCACCCGGUUCACCAGGCUGUUCGUCGACCUAUUCGGCAUCGAUAAAUCCCUCGACAACAUCCUAUGUGCAUUUGCAGCAGCAACAUCCACACUAUGAUUAUCCGCCCGGUAUUCAGCGGUCACAUGUACAUGCGCACACACACUCACAUCAUUCGCAUCAUCAUUUACACGAUCAUCAUUUGCGUGAAAGUUUCAAGAUCAGUAAUGCUUUGAAGAAAGUACGCAAGCGGGCACGUAAAUAUACCGAUUUUUUGCGUAAGAAAUAAGUGAACAUGAGAGAGCCGGACAAAAGAAACAAAA